CGCUCUGACCAGCCAGCCUUUCCACCCCCAUUCCCUUGGGAUCUGCCAAGGUUGGGAAACCCAAGGACCAAGGACGGACGCAUGCCUGCCUGCCUGCCAGCCUGUUUGCUGGAGUCUCCCUGCCCAUCUGGAAUUCCCAAAGAGUUUCCCCCCACUCCUCCCGAGGUCUUUCCAAGCUGGGAAGCAAAAUGCCAGAGUUUCUCAGAUUCACUUUCCUGGCUCUUUCUUGGAUGGUCCAUGCAGGGACAACAACAGGUCUUUGGUGCUAUGAUUCCCAAGAUCCUAAAUGUGGUCCUUCUCAUUGGAAGGAGAUAACCUCAGGCUGUGGGGGACAGAACCAGUCGCCCAUUAACAUCGAUCGAAGAAAAGUGCGACGGGACCGGAGCUUGGAUGAAAUUCUGUUUGAAGGCUACGACCAGGCGCCUCCAGGCAGAUGGAGACUAAUGAACAACGGCGAUGAAGUCAAAAUGACCUUGGACGGAGCAUCGGCUGCGGAACAAAUCAACAUCACCAGAGGCGGACUGAAGGAUACCUACCGGGCCAUGCAGUUCCACUUCCACUGGGGCGACCUCAAGAGGAAUGGCUCGGAGCACUACAUCGAUGGGAUACAGUAUCCCAUGGAACUGCACAUCGUACACAUGAACAUCAAAUACAAAACCGUCAACGAAGCUACGCAGCAUCCAAAUGGGCUGGCUGUUCUGAGUUUCCUCUUCAAGAUAGCAGACACCGAUAACACUAAUUACAACACCGUUGUUGCCAGCCUGAGGAACAUCUCUCGUGCAGGAGAAUACGUCGACAUGGCGUCCACCUUUUCCUUGAGCAAUCUUCUCCCCAACUUAGCUUCAUUGUCCAAAUAUUACCGAUACAAAGGCUCUCUCACCACACCAAACUGUGAUGAAGCGGUCAUCUGGACAGUAUUUGAAGAGCAGAUCCCAAUCAGCAGAUCUCAGCUGAAUAUAUUUGUAGACACCACGUACUUCAGAAGUUCAGCUGGGACGCCACAAAAAAUGAUCAACAACUUCCGUCCUUUACAACUUCUGAAUGGCCGGACCGUCUAUGCUUCCCGCGAUGCCACCAUCAGCUGCAGCUCUUCUCUUGUUGCCAAUUUACUUCUUCCUCUGCUCUUGUCUUCUUUGAUUGGCCAGUUCUCUGGUUCCUCCUAGCUGCCUGAGCUCAGCCGUGAAUCCACAUUAGAUCUGUGGUACCUUCAUAGUUGUGGUUCUCCAGUGUGAUGCUUGCUUCCCUAUCUGAGCUAAACGAAGCACAAGUCCAGAUCAUGGAGUGUUUGAUUGAUUUAUGAGAAAGAGCCCGGGGGACAAUUGCAUUGCCAUCAAAGGCAUCCGAUUCAUGAUUGCCACUAUAAAUGAGACCAGCAAUGAGACAAGAAAGGUGGAAAACUUUCACGUUGGCCAAUGGACGGGAGGUCCUCAUGCCAAGCAGAAGAAUGGCACACAAAGCAAGGGUGAAAUCUACUUACCUUCCUUACCAUUUCGGAAGUGGACGCGCCAUGCAUGCGCUCUCGCUUCACUCAUGUGUGCGUAGAUCUUCUGCGCAUGCACAAAACCUUCUGCGCAUGCGCAGAAGGUAAAACACACAUUACUUCCUGGUUAAAACAAGGAAGUAGUGACACCCGGGCGUUGUGGGUGGAGCUUUGCUCCACCAUCGCUACCGGAUCGCCGAACCAGCAGCCACGAUCGC
Molecule: messenger RNA, 1698 nt
Organism: Ahaetulla prasina
Lineage: Eukaryota; Metazoa; Chordata; Lepidosauria; Squamata; Colubridae
Product: carbonic anhydrase 15-like
Exons: 8
Coding region: 189-1163 (324 amino acids)
Cellular component (GO): plasma membrane
Molecular function (GO): carbonate dehydratase activity; zinc ion binding
Source: RefSeq, a predicted model, not a curated record